Messenger RNA from Ylistrum balloti, 2316 nucleotides. Its product is annotated as protein toll-like. The transcript is spliced from 2 exons. Gene Ontology annotation, biological process: signal transduction. Bases 1 to 2316 code for a protein of 771 amino acids. NCBI's taxonomy places the organism in Eukaryota, Metazoa, Mollusca, Bivalvia, Pectinida, Pectinidae. The record is from RefSeq and is a predicted model, not a curated record. Gene Ontology annotation, cellular component: extracellular matrix. Gene Ontology annotation, molecular function: protein binding.
AUGACCAGUGUUAAGCGUACCAACACUGAUUUACGUCAUGUAAGAGAUGGUCGUCAGAACUUUAAUCCAAUGUACACAAAGUUGCCGCUGCAUGAAAUUAUUCGUUAUGAACCAAAGACUGGGUUCGGAUUCAUAUUGCUGACCUCGGUCAUCAGUCUUGUAAUUAGUACAAACCCGUGUCCAUAUAAUUAUGCUGUGUGUAAGAUUGAAAACUCAACACUACCGGAACUAUGCUGUAUCAAAGAUUGUUGUAAUGUAGAAUCGUCAUGUCUUAACGAUUACAUACGAUGUGUUUGUAGAACUAGGACUUUAUGGGAUAAGUUCGAUUUAACCCCGUUAGAUGUGGAAUACACAACAGUGCGUGGAUCCUCUGUAGUGAGUGGACGUGAUGAUAUAAAAGCCAGGCUGGAGCAUACAGAUGGUUAUCUUAACGCUCUUCCUAGUAACAUAUGUCAGUACCAGUUAUUACUAUAUAUUGAUGUUAGUAAUAACAGAAUAAAGGAAAUAGGAAAUAUUUCAUGUCUUUCUCAGUUAGAUACUUUAGAUCUAAGUGAGAAUCGUAUCUCAUUAAUUAACAAUCAUACAUUCCAAGGACUUGUGUCAUUGCGAAAACUACAUUUGGCACGUAACAGGAUAAGCUAUAUAGAACCGUAUUCUUGGUCUCAUCAGACCUCCUCUAUAUUAGAAAUUCAGCUGGAUGAUAACGAACUGUUGAACAUUGAUGUUACAAACGUCAUUAUUAAUAGACCAUUCUGUGAACUUAGUUACGUUCGCAACAAAAUAGAAAAUGUUGUCAAUGAAGCUGGCUGGAAAUUAACAGCGGCAGAUACCAUCGUCCAAGGCGGGAUGGUACAACUUACGGAGAAUAACCUGACAGGCAUCAUCAACUUCCUUGAGCUUGGUGUCGAGGACAUCGCAGUCUUUGGCAAAAUAUUUUCAUAUGGAAUAGACAUGCAUGAUGUUCCAUUUAGGUGUGAUUGUGAAAUGGAGCCGUUCUUACUUAUGGCUGAAUCUGCUCUCCAGAUGAUAUGGAGGUCUUACUUUAAUAUGUCUUGCUUUUAUCCAGAAGAGUUGCUUCACCGUCCAGUACCAGAUCUUGUAAGGACUCGGCAGUUCGAUCUUCUUAUAUGUGAUAUCCCUAAGACCGAAAACUGCCCUUACAAUUGUUCUUGCUAUAAACAACCCAGUAAGGAACGCGUUGUAGUGAAUUGUUCAGGACUUGGACUGAAUAAAAUGCCAGAGAUUCUCCCGAGAGAAGAUCUACCACUUGAGAUAUUCUUAGACAAUAAUCAAAUAACCGAUUUGUCUCCGCGUGGAUACCUUAACCGAACGAAGAAACUAAGCUUAACCAACAACACGAUCACAACACUGCACGGUUCUGCUCUAAACCAAUUACCAAUUAAUGUAACAGAGAUAGACUUACGCGGAAAUCCACAGAUAAGGGAUUUACCAAGUGAUAUUCAGUAUUUUAAACCAAGCAAUUUCAGGUUCGGUGAGCUGAUAAUUAACUGUGAUUGUAGCAAUAAAUGGUAUGGAAAAUGGAUAAAAAUCAAUGAAUACGAACAAGGAAAAGACGCAAACAAUAGUUUUUGGUGUCGAACUACAGACAACGUUAAAGUGGCCGCUAUUGAUGCUACAGAAGAUUUCCUUGAGUGUAAAGAGUCGAUGAUAGCAACAUGGAUAAGUGUAUCACUGGCUGUUCUCACAUCACUAGUCCUAGGGAUAUCAUUAAUUGUCAAGAUAUUUCAGUACGAAAUUUACCUGUUGUUUCGUACGUUCAAAAACAAAUACAAGACAUAUCCAGAUAGGUACUAUGAUGUUUAUAUAUCUUAUGAUGAAACAGUUCACGAGAUAAAUAAAUGGAUCAUGAAGGAAUUACUUCCUUCAUUAGAGGAGGAUGGGUACCGAGUCUGUAUUCCUAGUAGGGAUUUUGAUGUAGGCGUUUCUCGUCAAGAAGAAAUAAUACAUAGCAUGGGGCGAAGUAACUUUGUCCUUGUUCUUCUAUCCAAAAACGAAAGGGAUUUCAUUUGGGAUUUGGAAUGGAAGCAAACUUGGUAUUUGUAUACGACCUAUAAAAUCCGUAACAUAUUACUUGUAAAUUUUGAUAUGGUUGACUACGAUUCCGUUAACAACCCAGUCUUACGUGCAUUCGUCCGACUAGGAAUGUAUUUUGACUUUGCCAACAUGAAACAGACAUUGAUUGCGGACAUUAAGGAAAUGUUAGGGUGUUCUGGUCGAGCAAAACGUCGAUUAGAAAAUGAAUUUUUAAAUUAUAUCUCACGAUUUAAUAAACACGACAUGUUGAUGUCACGUUGA